AGAUAAUGUAUUUUGCAAUUCUUUGCGGAAUGUCGAGAAACAUUACACUAUACACAAAAUGGUAACCUGGCAGGUGUCGUUUAAAUGUACAUAUUUAAUAUAUAAGUGAUUUAUUUGUUCCUACAUUUCUCGAUUUCCCCUUAGUUUCCACAACAAACAUUUAUAUCAAUUAUAACAAUUAUUCACACAUAGCUGAAUAAUUGGCUGAAUUCAUAUAUGACUUGUAACACAGACUUAAAGAAAAACAAAAAACAAAACAAUUAGACCAAGGAACUAUGGGGAUGGGGGAUGGUAUUUGCUAGAGAUGGAACUGAGAACCUUAGAAACUGUGGAAACUCUUCCAGAACAGACCUUCCUACCCUGUAUAGACCCGCACCAUGAACACCCGUUACAAGCUUUUAUAAGUAACAAUUGUACAAGGCACCCCGUGGCCCUAUUUACUUUAUAAAGUUAACCCAGCAUUACUUAAUACUAAACUUUUUUUUCCUAUGAAGAUGCACAAUGGUUUAAUCCAAAGAAGGCACGUCAAACAAUGAAACUCCAAGUUAGUGCAGCCUGAAGGAUACUAGUUGAACUGGGCAUGCUCAGUCGCCAGGCAGAUUUUUUUUUUUUUUCCCAGUGAAGUGGAAACUACAACUGCGCGUACCGGGUGAACGGGGGUGGGCGUGCCCUCGUGGAAUUUAGAACGUUCUCUUAGCCAAUGGGGCCUCGCGGCUGGCUGGCAGGGCUCGCCAUUGGGGGACCGGGAUGCGAGCGAGUGGAGCGCCGGGGGAGGAAGCGGAGGUGCAGGUCGGAGAGGCCGGGCUAGCCGAGCCCAUUGCGGGAGUAGCAGCAGCGGCCAGGCAGCAUCCAGCAGUGUGCCAGGCGGCCCAGAACAUUGCUUUACUUUUUUUGCUGCACCAACGUAGUCAUUAUGCCGAAGAGAAAGUCUCCCGAGAACACAGAGGGCAAAGAUGGAACCAAGCUAACUAAGCAGGAGCCCACAAGACGGUCGGCCAGGUUGUCCGCGAAACCUGUUCCACCAAAACCGGAGUCUAAACCAAGAAAAACAUCAGCUAAGAAAGAACCUGGAACAAAGAUUAGCAGAGGUGCUAAGGGGAAGAAGGAAGAAAAGCAGGAAGCUGGAGAGGAAGGUACUGCACCAUCUGCAAAUGGUGACACUAAAGUUGAAGAGAUCCACGUCUCUCGUUCAACUGUUAAUGUCUCAGCCUGCAGAAGUCCCCCACCCAGCACACUGUCAGUAAAGGGGCAGAUUGAAACAGUGAGAGUUAAGGGUACAGUAGACAUUCUGCAUGCUUGCAGUGACUAGAAUCAGAGAGUAGCGUGCUGUUUCUUAUCAUGCACACGGGAGCGCGCAGGUAAGGCUUCUGUGGUUGUUUAAAUAGCAGAAAAAUAGCAACCAGUGCUGCAGAGUGUUGCAUAAGGCCUUCCUGCCUUGUCUGUCCAGCCAGAGUUGGAGUGUGUUUUCAAGUAGAGCUGGAAGCAAAGCCAAGGGGGCCAAAUGCUCAAGUGUGUUCUUGGUGGGUGGACUUGCCUUUGCUUCUACUUGGUUUUCUGGUAACUAGUUGUCCUCUUUCUUCCUUCCUUCCUUCUUUCCUUCCUUUCUUUCUUAUUCACAGGCACAGAGAACUGAAUCUAUAGAAAAGGAGGGAGAGUGAAUUGUCGUGGAAAACUAGGGUCGAUUUCACGUACCUCUCGGGACAACUUUUAAAAGCUAUUUUUACCAAGUAUUUUGUAAAUGCUAAUUUUUUAGGACUCUAUUAGUCAGCAUAAAAUCUAUAUGAAGAAGAUGGACAUUUUAUCCUCUUAUGGUGAUGUUUUUUGGAAAUUUCCAUCAUCCUCAAGUCACGCAAAUACCAAUUUCACAUCGGAGCUGCGUGUGAAAUGGAUUCAGCAUUCCGCGCCCUUGCUUUACAAUUUUAGUCCUGUGCAGACUGUGGUGUUUUUACUGAGCGUAUUUGAAUUUUUUCAUGCAAUUUUUCUAGAGCAAUAAUCAGUGGUGCUUUUGUGCCUAGGUUUUAUGUGAUUUUAAUGAAAUAUGGAUAGUUGUGGCCACCUGCUGACUAUUUGUGGUUUAAAAUAAAAAGGUUUUCUUGUCUGCAAAAUA
Molecule: messenger RNA, 2107 nt
Organism: Mus musculus (house mouse)
Lineage: Eukaryota; Metazoa; Chordata; Mammalia; Rodentia; Muridae
Gene: Hmgn3
Product: high mobility group nucleosomal binding domain 3
Exons: 6
Coding region: 914-1309 (131 amino acids)
Cellular component (GO): nucleoplasm; chromatin; nucleus
Molecular function (GO): nucleosomal DNA binding
Source: RefSeq, a predicted model, not a curated record